AUGGCUGAUAUUGAUAAACAAGCCCGCCGCAUAAAACCGUUAGAAGCUCUUUCUAAUGAUGAUGAAAAUAACGUUAAUGAUAAGACAUAUUUACUCGAUAGCCACGAUCAUGAAGCAGAGGAAAAUUACUUGGAUGGUAUCCUCACCGCGAAAGAUGGUACUUUGAGCAUCGAUGAUAUCGUGAAUUCUUCAGUAGUGGGACUCUUUCACAUCUUUGUAACAAUUUCUUGUGGAUUAUGUUAUUCCACUGCUACUAUCAUUUUAAACGCAUAUAGUUCAUUUAUUGUAGCAGCAUGUGAUUUACACAUUACGAUAAGCAAUAGUAGUUGGGUGGGCUCAUCCUUAUCUAUAGGUAUGAUGAUUGGUAGUUUAGUACUCGGAAUCGUAAGUGAUUAUAUUGGUAGACGGAAAACAAUUUUAAUAUCUGUAUCUUGUAAUAUCAUUAUUAUGAUUGUUUCGGCAUUUUCGUACAAUUAUCUGAUGGCUGCAUUAUUGGCUUUUCUUAAUGGAUUUUGUCUCGGUGGUGUCAUAACAAGUUGCCAUCCGUACAUGGUCGAAUUUUUACCAAAACGAUAUCGUGGCCUGUCAGUUCCUUGCAUGACUUCAUUUGUCAUCUUUGGUAAUAUUUAUUGCAAUGUAACUGGGUUCCUGAUAUUACCAUUUCGAUUUUAUUACUCAAUAGGAGAAAUCUACUUCACAAGUUGGCGGUUACAUUUUAUUAUUUGCACUGUGCCAAUGUUGAUAGGGAUUCUUUCACUUCUUUUCUUACCUAAUAGUUUAAGAUUUACAUUAAAACGAGGAAAUACUAUUCAAGUUGUGCAAAUCUUCAAUCAAAUA
Molecule: messenger RNA, 837 nt
Organism: Trichoplax adhaerens
Lineage: Eukaryota; Metazoa; Placozoa; Uniplacotomia; Trichoplacea; Trichoplacidae
Exons: 1
Biological process (GO): transmembrane transport
Cellular component (GO): membrane
Molecular function (GO): transmembrane transporter activity
Source: RefSeq, a predicted model, not a curated record